UUUAUUAUCAUCACAAUUGAGAGAGACUCGUAAAACUUGUAAUGUCUAAGGCGAUGGCAACCUCUUCUCUUUGCUCGACUGUCUCACCGCUGCAGCGGUUCAGUUCCGGCAAUCGUGCGUGCUCCAAAACGGGACUUGUUUCCUUGCCGAGGAGACAUCGUCGUCCCAUGAAGGUUUGUGCGUCGUACGAUCGUAACAACCACGACGGCAAACUUGUUGACGAGGACAUGAUUGUUCUUAGGAUGAGGAUUCGUGAAAUUGAGAUGACGGAGACGAGUGAUCGGAAUGGACCCCCGUCGCAUUGGAUGGAUUGGGAGAAGCGAUACCAUGCGAAUUACGGUUCGGAUGUCUAUGAAGCCGUCGGGUUGUUGCAGUCUCAAUUGAUGAACACUAGGCCUUGCUUGGCUUUGGGAAUGCUUGCUCUUGUUACACUAAGCGUGCCAGUCUCUACUGCUGCUUUGAUGUCUCCUCUGCUGAACACUAUUAAAGGAAUAUUAGCCAACGGUUUUCACCUUACUUAAGUUUAAGGUUUAAUCACUCGUGUACGUAGCUACGUACAGAUAAUUUCAUUCGUAAUUAAUUAAUUAUAUG
Messenger RNA from Argentina anserina (silverweed cinquefoil), 591 nucleotides. RefSeq lists its product as uncharacterized. The record is from RefSeq and is a predicted model, not a curated record. The transcript has a single exon. Bases 42 to 521 code for a protein of 159 amino acids. Lineage: Eukaryota; Viridiplantae; Streptophyta; Magnoliopsida; Rosales; Rosaceae.